UCCUCUUUUUAUGCUUUUGUUUUUGUAAAAGCAAAGACCCGCCCAAGGGAAAGGCAAGCCAAGACCUCUUCACCGGAGAAAUGGGAGUGAAGAACUUGUGGGAUAUCUUAGAAUCGUGCAAGAAAACUCUCCCACUUCACCGUCUUCAGAAUAAGAGGUUAUGCAUCGAUCUCUCAUGUUGGAUAGUUCAGCUUUCCAGUGUAAGCAAAUCCCAUUGUCAUUCGAACAGUAAGUUUUACCUACAAGGGCUCUUUUACCGCCUUCGAACUCUCAUUGCCUUGAAUUGCAGCCUUAUUUUCGUUACAGAUGGUUCAAUUCCUGGGAUUAAAGUGUCAACUUAUAGACGCCGCUUGAACAAUGGAAAUGAGAAACAGGUUGCUCAAACUGAUGCAAAUCCCCAGCAGAUUUGCUCACUGAAAAGAAACAUGGGUUCUGAGUUCUCUUUAAUGAUAAAAGAGGCACAAGCCUUAGGACUGGCGCUUGGUAUCCCUUGUCUAGAUGCGGUAGAGGAAGCUGAAGCACAAUGUGCAUUGCUGAAUUCAGAAUUAUUAUGCGAUGGAUGUUUUACUUCAGAUUCAGAUGCUUUCCUUUUUGGUGCUAGGACAGUAUAUAGGGAUAUCUGCCUUGGAGAUUCUGGACAUGUGGUUUGUUACGAAUUGGAUGACAUCAAAACACGGUUAGGAUUCGGAAGGAACUCAAUGAUUACAUUUGCUCUACUUCUCGGUAGUGAUUACUCGCAAGGCGUUUAUGGCAUGGGACGUGAAUCAGCUUGUCAGCUCGUUAAAGCAGUAGGUGAUGUUGCUGUCCUUCAAAAAAUUACAUCUGAGGGACUGGCUCUCGCGAAGAAGGGGAAAAAUUCCAAGAAGCAAGAACUUCCUAAAUCUGGGAAUGGGCAGUAUAUUCUUAAAUGUGAUGAGUUUUCAGAAGUCAUUGAUGCCUAUUUGAAACCCAAAUGCCACUCAGCUGAUUCUGAAGCUGUGAGUAGGGUUCUUGUUCAGCACCCUUUUCAACGCGUCAAACUUCAGCAGAUAUGUGCCGAAUUUUUUGGAUGGCCUCCGGAUAAAACAGAUGAGAAAAUUCUCCCAUGGAUAGCAGAAAGAGAUCUACGGCGAUUUGCGAACAUUCGGUCUAGAACAUCAGAACUUGGUUUCAAUAUUCCACUUCAAGAGAUACCAGUUAGUUGUCCUGUUUCUGGUAUUGUCAAGCAUCGAAAAGUCCAAGGCAAUGAAUGUUAUGAGGUUUCUUGGAAAAAUAUUGAUGGGCUUAUAUCUGUUGUCUCAGCAGAUCUCUUGCAAAGUGCCUGUCCCGAGAUGAUUGUAGAAUUUGAAGAGAAAAGAGCUGAAGGAAAAAAGCAAAACAAGGGCAAAACUAAAACAAAGAAGUCAGCAGCUGCUAUGGCUGAAAUUGAUAAAAGACUUCAAACUUUGUUGCUCGAAAUUGAAUCUGAAAGCAGGGCAGUUCAUAAUAUCUCCCAUCUUCCCAUAGAUUCAAAGACUUCUGGUACUGGUGUUCAUGAACUGAACCAAGAGGUUUUUCUCAACAUUGAACCAAUCAUUGUUGACCAUGCUCGUAGCUGUAGCACAAAGAGGAUUGAGGUCAUCGAUCUCUUAAGCCCUUCACCUGCAAUUCACACCCAUAGAGUUUCGAAAUUUCAACAGAAAACUAGCCAAAAGAUUGAUGUAAUUGAUUUGAGUGAUACAGAAAUUGAUCAGUCACCAGAACAUGAGAGAAAGGCAAGGGAGUUAAGAUCUUUCAUAGCUUCAUUAAAGGGUAAAUGACUUCCUCUGGAAGGACAGUAAUGUACCAAUGUAUGUGGCAAUAGAAGUUGCAUAUCUAUUGCAAUGAGAUCAUUGCUGACAGAAGGAAUAGAGUUUGGAAUCUUGUCUUCA
Molecule: messenger RNA, 1889 nt
Organism: Cucumis melo (muskmelon)
Lineage: Eukaryota; Viridiplantae; Streptophyta; Magnoliopsida; Cucurbitales; Cucurbitaceae
Product: single-strand DNA endonuclease 1
Exons: 14
Coding region: 81-1778 (565 amino acids)
Molecular function (GO): 5'-flap endonuclease activity
Source: RefSeq, a predicted model, not a curated record